UGCGCGGGCCUCCAGGCCGUCGGUGUAGGCAGCAAUGCCCAUCUCAUCUUUGUGCGCGGAGGCAGACGUCAUCAGAAAGGUGGACGGGCACUAUGUACACGGCCCUAGGUUUGCCAGAGGGAGCUGUACUGUCUCAGUAACCUGGUUUUGCCAUCAAAGGAGGAGGGGACAGGUGGUGACGACGAGCUGAUUGGGCUGGUUGACCCUUCGGCGCGAGAAUCUUCAGACCGAGAUGAACUCUUAAGUGCGACGAGGGGGAGAGCGAGGAACCGACUGGGAAGGACAGCAACGAGAGCGUGUACGAGCGGAGCGGGUCGAGUUUGGUCGUGCUAGGACUGGCCACAGCGGCACCGGAGCAGCGGCACAACAGCAGCGACACCGGAGCAGCGGAACCGGAGCAGGCGGACGGCAUCGAACCGUGGCGUACGGACAAACAUCUCUUGUAUUGUCGAUUAUUUUUCCGUUUUUUUUCCUGAAUACAGGUGUUGGGUGUGUGUGAUGACGUCACUGGUUUUGUAGAGAGACGCGGCAGAGAUGGCGCGGAUAACCCGGGUGCCUUAAUUGUGUACCUGCAUCGUGGAAGACCCCUUCAAUGUGGAACGAUUCCUAGUCAGCGUCGAUGUUUACACUGCUGUGCCUAACACAGCUGAUCUGGAUUGAUUCGGGUGAUUGUCAAUUGCAAUGAUGGCUUUGGUUGGCCAUUCUUCUUCAUUGUAUGUCCACGGGCUCAUUCUGACAGCACUUCAGACAGCAGCUGCAUGCCCCGAGCUUGUGUACCAUGCACCAUGGUGUUNAUGCCCCGAGCUUGUGUACCAUGCACUAUGGUGUUAUUAUUGUGCAGACAGCACUUCAGACAGCAGUACGCUGUAGUAGUCGACAAACAUUCAUUUUGGUUAAAUGCGGGGCAGGGGGGGUGAUGCUGCUGCUGUAGCCGAUUUGUAGUGUGUGGGCGUGUAUUCUGAAUCAGUUGGGAGCACGCAAACGUGCGGCAGGGAUUGCAGGUGUACCUCCUCGGGCUUGCGUACCCUUUCCUUGCAAAAAGUGUGUGUGUUCUUCAGAUCUUCUGAUGGCUCUAGUAUUUUUGUGACCACGGACCGAGUCUUUUGCUAGAUUUUGGGAUUAGCAACUGA
Ectocarpus sp. CCAP 1310/34 is the source of this 1130-nucleotide messenger RNA. NCBI's taxonomy places the organism in Eukaryota, Phaeophyceae, Ectocarpales, Ectocarpaceae. The record is from the annotation of a GenBank genome assembly.